Molecule: messenger RNA, 1076 nt
Organism: Gamsiella multidivaricata
Lineage: Eukaryota; Fungi; Mortierellomycota; Mortierellomycetes; Mortierellales; Mortierellaceae
Product: U3-containing 90S pre-ribosomal complex subunit-domain containing protein
Exons: 3
Coding region: 54-992 (312 amino acids)
Cellular component (GO): nucleus; 90S preribosome
Source: RefSeq, a predicted model, not a curated record
GUCCCAUACUCCAUUCCAUUCCACAACCUGCAUCAACCCUACAUACAUCUAUAAUGACAAAGGUCAAGGAAUCAGGCGACGCUCUCGAGGAUGAUUUCCAGCUGUCAGAUACUGAAUACUUGAGCGACGGCGAAGACGCUGGUGAACAACUAGUGUCAGGCGACGAAGAAGGCAGCAACGUCUCUGCGACCGUUGGAUCAAAGCGCAAGGCUAUAGAGACACCCAAGAAAAAGAAACAGAACAAGUCAAAGAAGCAGAGAAUCGAAGAGAACAACACGCCGCUCGGGAAACGUACCCGUGCUUCACAGAUCGAAGCAUUGAACGACAGUCAGGAUCGCGCACUCGAACAUCUUUCUUCAAUUGAGCGUGAGGAGCGCAGGAUACCCGAAUCCGCCAUUAAGGAUGUUUCUCCCUUUGCGCUGGAUCACACCCUUGUCCAUCUGGAAUCCUUUCUCAAGUUCGCAGUCGCCAACUGGAAGUCUAAGCUGCUCGUCAAGGAUGCCAAUGCAGCAGCAUUAUCAGCAGCGGAGCAGCGCAAAAACGAUAAGAACACCAAGGAAAAGAAGGAUACAAAGAAGAAGCCGUUGGAGACAUCAACCGAUCUACCCAAGGGUUCGCCCGUGGUUCUGAUUGUCUCCUCAAGUGGUGUCCGUGCGGUAGAUGUCAUCCGGGCGCUGCCCUUGUUUGCAGAGGCUGCUAAGGUCGGGAAACUGUUUGCGAAGCAUUUGAAGGUAGCCGAGCAGGUUUACUUUUUGAAGAACACGCCCACCCAUAUCUGCGUUGGAACGCCCAACCGUAUUGAAAAGCUGAUUGAAGAUGAUGCAUUGCAUCUCGAUCGACUGGAACUCGUCCUCUUGGACUGCCACAAGGACGCUAAGAAACGCACCAUCCUCGAUAUUCAGGAGAUCCGCGUCGAUCUUUUCAAAAUGUUGGGACUGGAGGCUCUUGACGAACGAUUCAAGUCUGGUCAAACCCAAGUCGCCAUCUUCUAAGCGAGCUCCGCACUAUAUUAUCUCAUUCAUUCUGCAUUUCUCCAUCAUGAUCAUUAAAAGCAUCGUCUAGCAUUUGGCAUUUGG